AUGGCUACGGUGGUAGACUGCGGAGCAUACAGCUUCAAAGCUGGUCAUUGCAUGGAUUCAAAACCUGGCAUAGUUAAGGAGUGUCCGUUUGGCUUCCAGGAAUGUUUGCGAGAUGCUCGUUUUUGGCAUUCUCUGAUAGGGCAAAGAUCCCAGGACUUGAUCAUUUCGGUGCCUGUGUGGACAUGCAGAAAGACGAAGGAAAGCAUUUGUCAAUUACUCUUCGAAGACUUCGCAGCGAAAUCCAUUUGCAUGGUUAGCUCAGCUUUCCUGGUUGGCCUCGCAGCCCGGAGUUCGACUGCAUUGGUCGUAGAUAUCGGUGCAACAGGAACGACUGUUACACCAGUGGAAGAUGGCUAUCCGUUGACCGAGUGCAUCGUGCACGGCUCCUUGGGAGGAAAUGCACUGGAUGUGGCAAUGUUCCAGCUCCUGCAAGAUGCUGGCGCUGCACUGCCCGACGGCUUGUCUGGAGCUGAAGCUGGGAAAAUCGCGAAAGAACAGUUGGCUUGGGUGGCACAAGACUUCACCCUUGAACUGCAGAAGUUGAGGCGGAUGGAGGUGCCAUCGCAGCCACCAAAGCCAAGCAUGUGCGACUUCGUCGGCACAGGGGGCAAGCGCUGUGUUUUUCAAGCCAGCCGAGGAGAAGGGUUCAAAUGCGCAGAGUGUUUAUUCGACCCGACUGUCUGUCGUGCGCCUGGUGCUGCCAGCACGAUGCCACAGACCCCGCAGACAUUGCCGGAGAUGGUGCUGGCAAGUUUGCGAUUGCAGAGCAACAUCAACGUCCGUGGUCAGCUUCUGCAGAACGUUAUACUCGCUGGAGGCAUGUCGCAGUUGCCAGGUCUCCAAGAGCGACUGGCUACCGAGAUCAGGCACUGCAGCCGCUGGGUGGCGCCGGGUCAAAGUCAAGAAAUUGUCAAGGUCUGUGCGCCAAAACCUGGAUCGAUUCAAGCACCAGCCACAGACAGGUAA
Symbiodinium sp. CCMP2592 is the source of this 966-nucleotide messenger RNA. Lineage: Eukaryota; Dinophyceae; Suessiales; Symbiodiniaceae. The record is from the annotation of a GenBank genome assembly.